Molecule: messenger RNA, 1278 nt
Organism: Rosa rugosa (rugosa rose)
Lineage: Eukaryota; Viridiplantae; Streptophyta; Magnoliopsida; Rosales; Rosaceae
Exons: 4
Coding region: 40-1278 (412 amino acids)
Molecular function (GO): protein dimerization activity
Source: RefSeq, a predicted model, not a curated record
CUUCAAAGUUUAUAUAAGCAAAAGGAGGCUCUUAUUAGUAUGUUUUCAUCAAAAGAUUGGUAUGAAUGUGGAUGUACAAAACAUAAUGAUGCUUAUGAGGUGAGGAAGUGGAUCCUUCGUGACACAAAUUUUUGGAACCAUGUUGCUUAUUGCAUAAAGAGUGUCUUGCCCCUUGUUUGUGUCUUAAGAGAGGUUGAUUCGGAAGUGAGACCCGCCAUGGGAUUUAUCUAUGAGUUGAUGGAUGCCGCAAAAGAUAAGAUUGCAAAUAAUCUUGGAAAUGUGGAAGCAAAGUAUGGAUCAAUUUGGAGGAGAAUAGAUAAUAGGUGGAGUCCACAACUUCAUCAACCAUUGCAUGCGGCGGGUUAUUACUUGAACCCUCAAUUCCGAUAUGAAGACAACUUUAAAAAUACCGAGCAUGUGAAGAAGGGUUUGGAAGAGUGCAUGGAUAGGAUGCUAGUUGGUGAGGCCCGUGUCGCAGCGGAAAUACAAUUAGACUUCUAUGAGCGAAAGCAUGGUAAGUUUGGAAGUGCGAUGGCCGAAUCUACUAGAAAAAUCCGAUCACCCGUGUUUUGGUGGGAAAAAUAUGGGACACAAACACCGGAGUUGAUGGAUUUUGCUACUCGGGUCCUUUCCCUUACUUGUAGUGCAUCGGGGUGUGAGAGGAAUUGGAGUACUUUUGAAAUGAUUCAUACUAAAAAGAGGAAUAGACUUGAACACAAGAGGAUGCAUGCUUUAGUCUAUGUGAAAUAUAAUAUUGCUCUAAAAGAUAGGACUUUGAAAAGGAAUGCUACAAUGACCGAUCCUAUUGUAGUGGAAGAAAUUGAAUCUGAUGAUGAAUGGAUAAUAGAGAUAGACGAUCCGGUUCUUCCCGCCGAUCCACAUUGGCUUGAGGACAAUGUAGAAGAUCUAACAUUGAAUGAUGAGGCGGUAAGAAAUGUGCCAAUUGGUACAUAUCAAAGUACCCUAAUUGAUAGAGAGCCUCCUCCUCGUGUGCAUUCUCCUCCUCGUGAGCCUACACCUCUCCGUGAGCCUACUCCUUCUCUUGAUGAGCCUAUUGUUUUAUACAAAAGGAAAUCUAGUGAAAGAGCAUGUUCAAGCUCCAGGAAAUCAAUGCGUCUUGAUGACAUUGCGGAUGAUGGUAUUAGAAUUAAUCCAUAUGAUGAGACCAAUUCUCUCUUCGAGCACCAUGGUGAUGAUAGUGAUGGUAGUGAUAGUUUGGAUGAUGAUAGUUUGGAUGGUGAUCUUCUUAUUGAUGAGGAUGAUGAUUUCCAAGGAUGA